AUGAGUGAGGGCAAGGACGAGGUCAACCGUGACCAAGAAAUCAUGGCACAAAUGGAUGCCAUCAAGAAGGAGGUGGCAGAGUCCGCGCCGCUUAUGUCUGAUGUGAUGGACACGUCGACACUCCUCGCCGAAUACGGGGAUCCACUCUUCACCACCAAAAUCAAGAGCAUGUUGGAUGCGUUUCCCAAGAUGCGCAAGACUCGCGGUGACGGCAACUGCUUCUAUCGCGCAUACGCGUAUGGCAUCGCAGAACACUUCGCUGCACACAAAGACAAGCUGCCGGGGUUCCUGGAGACGCUGAAGCAGACGUUUGACAUGGCGCUUGCAGCGGGGUAUCCAGAGUUUACCGCAGAAGACUUUUACGAGACGGUGCAGGAACAGUUUGCCCGCCUGAAGGACGAGCCCAUGGAGGCGUUGCAUGCGACAUUCAAUGACGACGGGCUCUCCAACUACAUUGUCGCCUACUUUCGCCUCGUCACAGCCGCUCACAUGAAGACGCACGUGGACGACUUUCUGCCGUUUCUUGAGGGCGGCGAGACGGUGGCGGCGUUUUGUGCGCGGGCCGUGGACCCGUUUGGGGUCGACUGCGAACACCUGCAGAUCAUCGCCCUCACACAGGCACUCGGCGUUGCCGUCAACAUUGCCUACCUCGACAGGUCUGCUGGGGAGACAGCGGCGCAGCACGUCAUCCCGGACGGGCAGGAGCCGCUCGUCUUCCUCCUCUACCGGCCCGGCCACUACGACAUCCUCUACCCGCCCCCAGCCGUGGCACACACGUGA
Molecule: messenger RNA, 780 nt
Organism: Salpingoeca rosetta
Lineage: Eukaryota; Choanoflagellata; Craspedida; Salpingoecidae
Exons: 7
Coding region: 1-780 (259 amino acids)
Biological process (GO): protein K48-linked deubiquitination
Cellular component (GO): nucleus
Molecular function (GO): cysteine-type deubiquitinase activity; ubiquitin binding
Source: RefSeq, a predicted model, not a curated record